Molecule: messenger RNA, 1504 nt
Organism: Larimichthys crocea (large yellow croaker)
Lineage: Eukaryota; Metazoa; Chordata; Actinopteri; Sciaenidae
Exons: 3
Coding region: 312-1271 (319 amino acids)
Molecular function (GO): catalytic activity
Source: RefSeq, a predicted model, not a curated record
CGGCUCGUUCGCGACAGACACAUCACUACGCCUCAGCUCCACCUAUGCUCCAGCUCUUGGUGACGGGGCGCACAGCUGACGGAGAGGAGGACUGCAAAGAUAUCGGCGGGCAGAGCCACUAAACUUUCCCCUACGGCUCUGUAGAAACACAGGGCUCUGUGUUUAACGCAAAUGGUUCAAAUGUUGUUUCACUUCCCUCGGCGCUGACCGAGGGACCUUCGUCUCUAUUUUGACAGCCGUCUGUGCGCAUUACGCGAGCGUUUACCACGAGCCGAGCAGGUCGGUGUGAGCUCCACGUCCUCCGGUACUUUAUGUUGUUGACAAGGUUCAUUAUUAGAAGAAUGUUCUCCACUUGCACCCGUCAUGUCAUCUGGGAGUCAGAAGGACUGGUGGCCUACCUUCAUCCCCGGCCCUGGACACCAGGCUCUGUUAUCCUGGAGCGCAACACCCCUGGCAGCCUGGGAGGCAGCAUCUUCUGCCUGGACAAGCAGGAGUUUUUAUCCUGGCUAAUGGGGGCGAGAGCUGUUGCAGAGCUGCUGUGUGACAGGCUGGCAGUUCGGAGGUGUGCUCUGGUCAGCAGACCGCACAGAGACCGACCUGCCCAGAUCCGUGUCCUUCCUCUACAUGGUCUGGAUGCAGAGUGGCGCCCUCAUCUGGCAGGAGAAGAGGAGCACAACGCCCACGACCCAGGAUACUGCAGCUCCAAGACUGCUCCCAGGUGGAGUGACUCCAGCCUGACUCAAAUCCAGGCCAAGAUUCGAGCCAAGCUCCCAUUACCCAGCGCCCCACCCAAUCUCACCUUCCUCGGGGACGAUCCGGCUCACCCCGGCUUGUUUUCACGCAUCGUUCGUGGGGAAGAGCAGCAAUGGCGGGUUUGGGAGGAUGAGGGUCACGUAGCCUUUCUCACUCCUUUUCCCAACUCCCCUGGCUUUACUGUGCUGGUCCCACGCCGACCUUUGACCUCUGAUAUAUUCAGACUAGAAAAAGAAGACUAUGAGGGACUGGUGCUGGCGACCUGGGAGGUGUCGAGACUUCUUGCGGAGGGGUUGGGUGCCUCUGGGAUGGGGCUCAUUUUUGAGGGUUUUGAGAUUGAUUACGCUCAUGCCAAGUUGAUACCGUUGUUUUUGCCUGCAUCCUCAGAGACAGGAGAUGACAUCACGAAACCACCUCAGUUUUACCCGACUUAUCCUGGAUAUGUGACCUCAGAAGAUGGACCAGAAGCCAGGCUGGAAAGUCUGAAAGAACUAUACAUGAAAAUUACUCAGACUUAAUGUUGUUUGUAAUUUCCUGCUCCAGGUGCUAUAGGUGAUAAUAGUCAUGGUGUGGAGAUUUUUCAUAUAUAUUAUAGAAGAUACUACAUAAUCAAAACUAAAUGAUUUCUUACACAUUUCAAAAUAUGACAUUUAAAGACCAAUCACUGUGGACUUCUCAUUCUUAUGUACAUGGACUGUGAAAUAACAUGCAGUGUAUCAACUUUUGAUCAAAAUAAACACUUGUUUAUGUU